This is a messenger RNA of Pneumocystis jirovecii RU7, 3216 nucleotides long. Its product is annotated as ion-transporting P-type ATPase SPF1. Gene Ontology annotation, molecular function: ATP hydrolysis activity; P-type ion transporter activity; ATP binding. The transcript has 12 exons. NCBI's taxonomy places the organism in Eukaryota, Fungi, Ascomycota, Pneumocystomycetes, Pneumocystales, Pneumocystaceae. Gene Ontology annotation, cellular component: endoplasmic reticulum membrane. The coding region runs from base 1 to 3216 and encodes 1071 amino acids. The record is from RefSeq and is a predicted model, not a curated record. Gene Ontology annotation, biological process: intracellular calcium ion homeostasis.
AUGGAAGAAUUCAAACUUAAGGAAUGGACGUUUAUUACUCUUGGAGCACUUUUUUCUAUUCAAAGUCUUUUGUGGCUUAGCAAACAUUGGAAUGUUCGUGUAAAGACAUUACUGACAACGAAAUUUUGUCGUGAGAUCGAACGUGCACAAUUAAUUCGUGUUACUCCAUUUAAUGAUGAUUUGCUUCCAGAAAUAUCAUUUUUAUUUCAAAAAAAGAAAUUUGUAUAUUCAUAUGAAGAAAAAAAAUUUCAAGAGCUUUCAUUUAGGAUUAAUUCGAAACUUCUUAUAAAAGAUUUACAACAUAUGAAAGGAUUGACAUCAGAUAAGUUAAUUGAAUACGCCAAACAUCAUUACGGAUAUAAUCGAUUUGAUAUUCCUAUUCUUACAUUUAUUGAUUUGUUUAAAGAGCAUGCUGUCGCACCAUUUUUUGUUUUUCAAGUUUUUUGUGUUGCACUUUGGUGUCUUGAUGAAUAUUGGUAUUAUUCUUUGUUCACAUUAUUCAUGUUGAUAUUAUUUGAAUCAACUGUAGUCUGGCAAAGACAACGAACGCUUACUGAGUUUCGAACAAUGUCUAUUAAACCGUAUCAGAUUUAUGUUUAUCGAAAAUUUCAUUGGAUACAAAUCAUGACAGAUGAGCUAUUGCCGGAUGAUAUUGUAUCUGUUUCUACUUCCGAAGAAGAGCACGAUGUACCUUGUGAUAUGAUUUUAUUAUCUGGUAGUUGCGUUGUGAAUGAAGCAAUGCUAAGUGGUGAAUCUACACCUCUUUUAAAAGAGAAUAUUUCUCUUAGAGAUCCUGAAUCGGAUUUUGAUAUUAAUGAUCUUGAUAAAAAUUCUUUAUUGUUUGGGGGUACUAAAAUUCUUCAAAUAUUGCCUUCAACAGAUUCGACAAUCCCCCUUGCUCCUAAUAAAGGUGUAUUAGCAAUUGUGACAAAAACAGGUUUUGAAACCCAACAAGGUAACCUUGUGAGGACUAUGAUAUAUUCCACAGAAAGAAUUAGUGCAAAUAAUCUUGAAAGUUUGUUUUUUAUUUUAUUUCUCCUUGUUUUCGCAAUAGCAGCUAGUUAUUAUGUUUGGACGAAAGGUGUUGAAAAUAAUAGAAAUAGAUACAAACUUCUUCUUGAUUGUAUUUUAAUUAUAACAUCAGUUGUUCCUCCAGAACUUCCUAUGGAACUUUCAUUGGCUGUUAACUCUUCUCUUGCUACUUUAUCCAAACUAGCCAUUUUUUGUACUGAACCGUUUAGAAUACCAUUUGCAGGAAGAAUUGACGUUUGUUGUUUUGAUAAAACGGGCACGUUGACCGAGGAUGAUCUUAUAGUAAAAGGAGUUGCAGGUCUUGGUGAUAAUUUAGAAGAACUUAUCGAUGUUAAUUCAGUAUCAAAAGAAACUAUGUUAGUCCUUGGAACAGCACAUUCUCUAAUCAGACUCGAAGACGAUAAGAUUGCAGGCGAUCCUAUGGAGAAGGCAACAUUAGAUGCAUUAAAAUGGAAACUUGAAAAAAACAAUAUCAUAAAGUCUCCUCAUAAAAAUUUUCAAGAAAAUAAAAUAGAAAUUGUUCGAAGAUUUCAAUUUUCAUUAGCCUUAAGGCGUCAAUCGACUAUAGUAACAAUACUUGAUCAAAAAUGUAAAAGAUUUUUUGUAGCAGUAAAAGGAGCACCAGAAGUACUUCAAGAAAUAUCAGUUGUUCCAGAAAAUUAUGAAAAUGUUUAUAAAUAUUUCACAAAAAAUGGUAGUCGUGUUUUAGCUCUUGGUUAUAAAUUUCUUAAAGAUCGAAUGAGUAUUUCUGAAAUAAAUUCUCUUUCAAGAAAUGAAGUAGAAAGCGAUUUAGUAUUUGCCGGAUUUCUUGUAUUUGGCUGCUCUUUAAAGAAAGAUGCUGCCAGUACAAUUAAAAUGUUAAACGAAUCUUCUCACAGAGUGAUUAUGAUUACCGGUGAUAAUCCGCUUACUGCAUGUCAUGUUGCUCGUGAAGUCUAUAUAAUCGAAAGAGACGUUCUAGUGCUGGAUACUCCUAGUGAUAUUUCUAAUUAUACUUCAGAUCUUUGUUGGAAAAAUAUUGACGGGGAUGCAAUUAUGCCGGUUAAUAUUAAUGAUCCUAUUGAUAAAACUUUAUUUGAAAAAUAUGACAUAUGUGUUACUGGAUGUGCUCUUUCGAAAUACAGUGGUUCAGAUCAAAUAAAUGACCUACUAAGACACACUUGGGUCUAUGCAAGAGUCUCUCCUGCACAAAAGGUAAAUACCUUGACUCUGGGAAACAUUAUAACUUUUCAGGAAUACAUCUUGACAUCUUUAAAAGACGCUGGUUACAUUACUCUUAUGUGUGGCGACGGUACAAACGACGUUGGCGCCCUCAAACAGGCACAUAUUGGUGUUGCUCUUCUCAACGGGACUGAAGAUACUCUAAAACGGAUUGCUGAGCAUACACGCAAUCAGAAAUUAAAAGAAAUCUAUGAAAAACAAGUCAGGAUACUUGCUCGAUUUAACAAACCACCUCCGCCUGUUCCUCUGCAGAUUGCAUACCUCUAUCCCGAAGGCCCCUCCAACCCUCAUCGUCAGGCUUCAAUCCUUGCUCGCUCUAAGGAACUUAAGGGUUCUAAAGACUCUUCAGCUGACAAUCUCUCGGUUUCACAAAAUAACUCUAUGAAGAAACAUGAAAACCUCACAGAAACCCUCUUAUCAACGCUUACUCAUCUCGAUGAUGAGAAUGAACCCCCUACUCUUAAACUCGGUGAUGCUUCCUGUGCUGCACCUUUUACCUCAAAACUUUCUAAUGUUGUGGCAAAUGUACAAAAUCCUCGCACUCAACUGCCUCAUCUCGGCUUACAGUCUUUCUGUCCUUUACCUCGAUGGUAUCAAGUUUGGAGAUGGUCAGGUCACUUUGUCCGGUAUGCUCAUGUCUGCUUGCUUUUUAUACAUCUCCAAAGCCAAGCCUGUUCACGAGCUUUCCAGAGAACGUCCACAGUCCAACAUCUUCAAUCUCUAUAUUGUCGGCUCCAUUCUCGGCCAAUUCUUUGUUCACGUUGUCGCCCUUGUCUUUAUCAAGUAUUAUGUCGCUCUCUUCGAGUAUCAUACUGUUUUGACCGCUUCCUUUUUGCUGAUGUUGGCGUCAGGCCUCCGUAUGCCGUUAAUCUCGAGUCUGAUUUAUCUUCUCCAGUUCAUGCAGCAGAUCUCGACGUUUACCGUCAACUAUCAGGGGCGGCCAUUCAGACAAUCUAUCCGUGA